CCAUCAGUAUACAUACAUACAUCUCUAAUUCGUGUGUGCGUCUGGAUUUUGCUGUAUUUUUUAUUUAAGAAUGAAUUAUUAACUAGCCAUUAAUAAAUUAUUAUUAAAUAAAAAACAGUUAAAAACAGCGAAUCAACCCCACAUUGUACCUCAAUAACAUAACCAGAUACACACCGAGCCCUCUCGUAAGCCGAGAAAAGCAGGAACACCAUGGACCAGGAGAACUUCCACGGACAUAGCCUGCCGCAGCAGCUGCAGAACCUUCACAUCCAACAGCAGUCGCACCAGAACCCAGUCCAGACGGGAUUCGCUCCGCGUCGGCAGUAUGAGAACAUUGGCGGCAUGGGCAAUGGCAAUGUAUCCGGUGGGAGUCCGGUGAAAGGUGUCCCGAUGGGGCAACGAACCUUGAAGAUGAAGAAGGAGAAGGUGGCCGCGCACGUGCCUCAGUUGCCACUGUCUAGCCAGCUUCAGUUGUCGGAGCUGGGUGAUCCCUCCUUGGCGGGAGGAUCAGGGGGACAAGGAGUAGCCGGCCUGAUUGGGGGAAUCAUGCCCAGUGACGAGACUCUGAAAUUCGUCAGCGAGACGGAUGCUAAUGGACUGGCUAUGAAGACUCCCGUCAGUAUUCUGCAAGAGCUGCUUAGCCGGCGUGGUAUUACGCCGGGCUACGAGCUCGUCCAGAUCGAGGGCGCCAUUCAUGAGCCGACGUUUCGGUUCCGUGUGUCAUUCAAGGACAAGGAUACGCCCUUCACGGCCAUGGGUGCUGGACGCUCAAAGAAGGAGGCCAAGCAUGCGGCGGCUCGUGCGCUCAUCGACAAGCUAAUCGGCGCGCAGCUACCGGAAUCGCCCAGCAGCUCAGCCGGUCCAUCGGUGACUGGGCUGACGGUCGCUGGAAGCGGUGGAGAUGGCAACGCUAAUGCCACGGGUGGAGGAGAUUCCGGUGAUAAGAUCGUGGGUAAUCCUAUUGGUUGGCUGCAAGAGAUGUGUAUGCAACGGCGAUGGCCACCACCAUCAUACGAAACGGAAACGGAAGUUGGUCUGCCACACGAGAGGCUUUUCACAAUCGCCUGCUCAAUCCUUAACUAUCGCGAGAUGGGCAAGGGCAAAAGCAAGAAGAUAGCUAAGCGCUUAGCCGCCCACCGCAUGUGGAUGCGGCUGCAGGAGACGCCCAUAGAUUCGGCCAAGAUCAGCGACAGCAUCUGCGGCGAGUUGGAGGGCGAACCCCGCAAUAGCGAUAAUUAUUUUGGUGAAUUGAAAGAUAUCUCUGUGCCGACACUGACCACGCAGCACAGUAACAAAGUUUCCCAGUUUCAUAAAGUAUUAAAAAAUGCGACUGGUAAAAAACUUCUCAAGUUACAGAAGACUUGCCUAAAGAGCACUAAAAUCGACUUCAUCAAGCUGCUAGGCGAGAUAGCGACCGAGAACCAGUUCGAGGUGACCUACGUGGACAUCGAAGAGAAGACUUAUUCUGAUCAGUUCCAGUGUCUGGUUCAGCUCUCCACGCUGCCCGUGGGCGUUUGCCACGGAAGCGGUCCAACGGCCGCCGAUGCCCAGCGACAUGCCGCCCAGAAUGCUCUGGAGUAUUUAAAGAUCAUGACCAAGAAAUAGGUGCAGUCAACUGCAUAGCAAAAUCUGAACGCACAUCACGACCACGAGGAUUUGCCGCAAGGGUUUGCGGAUUUGAGUAUCACAGCUCAACAGGCAAUGUCCAAAGCACCAAUUUUCGGCAAAGAGCAACGGCGAUAUUGUUUUUUUUUUGUUCACUUUUAACGAUUCCUUCGAUUAGACAGACGACUUUAUUCACUAUAUAUGUAAAUGUUCAUAUACACUGAACAACGUAUGUACACUUUCAUAUACAGGCAAGUGUGUAAUCUUUAUUGGAAUCAAAUAGUCGCUUUGUGUAAAUUGUGUAAAACUCCUAAAAAAAAAAAAAAAUGAAAUACAAAACCAAUAAAUCCAAUGAAACUAACUAACUAGGCUUAAGUUGUUCUGUGGAGGUGAAAAGGCUUAUGAAUAUAUUAGUAUUUCGGCAAUCGGUA
This is a messenger RNA of Drosophila eugracilis, 2036 nucleotides long. RefSeq names its product interferon-inducible double-stranded RNA-dependent protein kinase activator A homolog (gene loqs). NCBI's taxonomy places the organism in Eukaryota, Metazoa, Arthropoda, Insecta, Diptera, Drosophilidae. The record is from RefSeq and is a predicted model, not a curated record.